AGAAGCAUCUGCACCGAGAGAGGGGUACACCUACUGUGUAAUAGGCAGCAUGAAGGCUACCCUAGUAUGCCAUUUAUCUCUCUUCACCUUUAUAACUCGAUUUGAUUCUUGGUUGCACCUUCAACGUCCGUUCCUUUCAUAAAGAGCCACGAGUCUUCGGGCCCCCCUCAGAAAUCAUGAACCUCGUCUUCAGGCACAUCCACAGGUAGAGGCCAGCGUGAUCUCAAUCAUAACACAGUACGUUCGGCCUCAAGCCUUGACACUCUUCGACCUCCGUCGGUGAGCGCCCGCAUGGUUCCAAUCAGAAGGUUUCUACGCUGUACGACAGGAAUGCGACCACUCCUGAACGGAUCGCAUAACCCACUCGACUUCGGGUUUCCGAUGCAGUCAUGCCAGUCCCGCCGACAACCACAUAUUCGUCGGUCGGAUAUCUGACAUGCGCGUCUUGGCCACACGGGUGGCUCCCUCCCGAAACUCGGUUCCAUUUCCGCAUCGACAACCUGAAACCACAUACGCUUUGGACGCGCGGUUCAAGCCCUCCUGCGGCUCGCCUCUGCUACAACUCUUCUAACGAGCGCCGUUUGAUACUGGUUUUGUUCGUCCGGCCAACCUCCUCUCAGCACGCAUCGACGACCCUGUUGUGCUGUUUCACAGUUCUCGUCGUGCUCAUUUGUCGGAUCUCUAUAAACCAUUCGCAGAUGGUGCUCAUUCUCCCACCCUAUUCGUACAAUUGCCUACCAGGGCACGGCGCGGAUCCCGGCUGUCCUGUCAACCACCGUUUGACAUUUUGUGGGACCUCCUCUCGUCGUCAUCCUGAACUCUUGGCCUGCUCAGAGACCGCGAACGCCCACCAUAGCAACGGGCCCGUCAAACCCCUCCGAGUAGUGCAAACAAAGUCGGUGCGAAUUCUGUGCAGAUGGCCAAAGCUACAUGUGUGCUAUAUAGCUAGAAACCCUCAGGUCGACUUCAGCCUGUUCUUCACUUCACAAAACAGUUUGUUUCGCUCUUAUCCAUUCUUUUCGGUGCUGUGCGCUGCUUUUAUCCGCCUAUUCUAAUAAUUCUACAUCACUACACGCUCAUUUAGCCAAUUUUCUGUUCUCAUAAUGAAGACCGUCUAUCCUCUUCUUACUAUCCUUUGUUCGACCUUUGUAGCAUCAGGCCCGGUGCCUAUACGCGAAUAUGCUAUCCCUAAUGACAGACUCUCUGUACGGACCGAGCACUUGGUGGAGCCACCUCCGGCGCCAAUUCCACACACUCCGGUGAAUACUGCUCCCACCCCGUCUCCAACGCACGUGGCUCCUCCGGCACACGUAGCUCCUCUGGCAC
Molecule: messenger RNA, 1326 nt
Organism: Westerdykella ornata
Lineage: Eukaryota; Fungi; Ascomycota; Dothideomycetes; Pleosporales; Sporormiaceae
Exons: 2
Coding region: 390-1055 (221 amino acids)
Source: RefSeq, a predicted model, not a curated record